AUGUCACGUUUUGAAACCAAGGAUAUUGAAAAGGAUAAGUGGGCCCAAACCGGAUGGAGAAUAGAGCAGAGGUAUGGAAACAGAGCGCUGAUAGGCAACUGGGCUGAGGAAAGACGUCAGUUCACUCGGGAGCCAAAGAUAGCCGACAGCAUCAGCCGUGUAGACUACAGGCCCCACUGGGACUUUAAGCCAGACGUCUUUGAGAGAAGAUCUGCCCUGCUGAGAGCUGAGGGACUCCCAUACAGGAUUCUGUUUGACCACCACUCCUCAUUGCCCUCUCAUUAUUUGGCAGAAGACUAUGAACAGAGAAAUGCACAUAAACCCAGCAGCUCUUUGCCAGCGAUACAACUCUGGAAUCCCAACAUGACCUUUCAGUCUGAGAGGUUUGACAAGCCAAUUUCUGUGCUUUCAGCUGACACAGACCCACUGAAGUACACAGAUGACUUUUGAGAAAAGCAGCAGUCACAACUCCCUUCAACGACUGUUUACAGGUCAUCAUACCAAAAUCACCCACUUGAUGCCCUCUGCAAAUGUCGCUUUGUCAGGGCACCCGGAGCGCUCUCCAGUCAUGCCUGCAUUGCCAAUCGCAACAACAAGAAUCUAAAUCUGAGAGAGAACCCGUACCUACAAGUUCCAGAUCAUUGUUUUAGGCAAGAUGUGAUAACACAACAGGAUUGGCAGAAGAAGUGUGGUUGAGGAUUUACAUCACAUUGUUAAUUUCAAUAUAUGUGGUUUAGAGUUUUAGGUGAUAUUUUUUACAAGCUUACAUAGUAAAAACACUAACUAGAAAGGAAAGAGAAAUCAAGAUUUUCUUUAAAGUCACUGAGGUCGUUUAUCAAUCAAGUGGGUUGUGUGAAGAGUUGUAUUAGUGAACGCUGUCAGAGGGAGAAAAGAGGAAAAAAUAACUGGUAUCAUUGAUUUCCAAAUCAUACCAGAUCUGGCGAAGAUAUGAAGAAAGAAGAAAAUAUUAAAUACUUGCUCUGCCUCCAGGUAGACAUACCUUUUUUCUAAUUCUAUUAAGUGUUCAUUAAAUAAAAUUGCUUAAUUGGGAAGAAUCCUAUUUGCUUAUGCUUGCAGUGUUUACAUCUUCUUUCACCUGCUGUUGCCUUCUUAUGCAGGUUUUUUUUUAAUCUUGUGUCAGUUGUUUAGUAAUGCCU
Molecule: messenger RNA, 1157 nt
Organism: Fundulus heteroclitus (mummichog)
Lineage: Eukaryota; Metazoa; Chordata; Actinopteri; Cyprinodontiformes; Fundulidae
Gene: cfap107
Product: chromosome 20 C1orf158 homolog
Exons: 5
Coding region: 1-450 (149 amino acids)
Source: RefSeq, a predicted model, not a curated record